Rana temporaria (common frog) is the source of this 849-nucleotide messenger RNA. RefSeq names its product amelogenin X-linked (gene AMELX). The record is from RefSeq and is a predicted model, not a curated record. Gene Ontology annotation, biological process: multicellular organism development. Bases 130 to 687 code for a protein of 185 amino acids. The transcript is spliced from 6 exons. Lineage: Eukaryota; Metazoa; Chordata; Amphibia; Anura; Ranidae.
CAAUGAUGAUUGGUUGGGCUUUGGUAACAGUUUAGAUUUAAAUGUUUGCAGCUUCGUCAUUGUGCACAUUUUCCAAGCACUUUCCAUGAACUGAAGGUAAAAAGGUGUAAGAUACAGCAUUGUGUCAUUAUGAAGUCCUGGAUUAUACUUACGUCACUCAUUGGAGCUGCUUUCUGUUUACCCCUUCCUCCUCACCCGCAGCACCCAGGAUAUGUCAACCUUAGUUAUGAGAUUUUAACACCUUUAAAAUGGUACCAGUCCAUGAUGAAACAUCAGUACCCCUCCUUUGGCUAUGAGCCCAUGUCUGGAUGGCUUCAGAAUUCAAUGAUUCCUUCACCAAUGAUGCCCCAGCAACAGCUACCACAUCCACAUGCAAUACCAAAGCUGCCACCCCACCACUCUGUACUUAUACCUCAACAGCCCAUGAUUCCUCUAUCCCCCCACCAUCCAUUGCUUCCUUUCGCACCUCCACAAGCUAAUCCAUUAAAUCCAACUUAUCUGACUAACCCCGAGAGUCAAUAUCCAACAAACACUCAACCAAUAGAGCUACCAAAACCUGAUAUUUUAAACAAACCUGGUCAGCCUCUUUUCCCAAUUCAACCACAGCCCCCUUUGGUGGAAGAAAGACAACAUGAACCAUGGCAGCCAUUGAGCAAAACCAAGCAAAACCAAGAAGAACUGGAUUAAAUGUGAGCAGAAAUGACAAGAAAAAUAUGAUUUCACUACCAUUAAAGUCCAGUCUAUGCUUAGUUGUCAACAACAAUUUUUCCUUAGCUAAUUAUCAUCAUUGCAUUGAAAAAAAUAUAUAAAAAUUCCUAAUAAAACAAAAUUGAUGAGUAUGGAAAACCA